UCACGUAAGCUUCUGUUUGCCGGCGCAUAUUCCGUUUGAGCAACAUCCAACAGGGAAACCGUCGUCCAAUUGACGAUUGUUUUGCUUGUUUGGCGUGUCUGUAAUUUUGUUGCCAUAUUGAUUACGCUGACGCUGGGGGUGGUUAUAAUAAGCGUCUAACCUUAGGGAUUGCUGCUCGGUAAUUGAGUCUCAUUAGCGCCAAAUCAGGCAAAGUUUUCUCUCCGUCCGUGUUGGGCAACACGUUAAUAAGAGGUUUCAGGUAACUGUUGCAAAGAGGAACUUACUCGGUUUCGUUUCCUUCCCGUAACAGAUCCGUACCGUUUACAUCUACGGUCAACCGAUCAUCUCGCUGUAUGUGGAACAACAGGAACGGCUCUGCCUAGCGCAGAUUUCCAGCACUCUGCUCAAGGACUUCAGCUACAACGAAAUCCACAACCGGCGGGUAGCCCUCGGAAUCACCUGUAUCCAGUGUACUCCGGUACAGUUGGAGAUCUUGCGGCGAGCCGGUGCCAUGCCGGCCUCAUCCCGUCGCUGCGGGAUGAUCACCCGUCGCGAGGCGGAACGUCUCUGCAAGUCAUUCUUCGGAGAGUGCAGUCAACCGGCCCUGCCGGAAGGAUUCGUCUUCAACGUGUACCACGAAUGCGCCUGGGGCUGUGUAGGAGCCUUCUCGCCAGCUCGCUACAACAGUUCCCGAGCCAAGUGCAUCAAGUGCACCUACUGCAAUCUGUUCUUCUCGCCGAACAAGUUCAUCUUCCACUCGCAUCGGCUCACUCCGCACGACAAGUACGUCCAACCGGACGCAGCCAACUUCAAUUCCUGGAGACGUCAUCUGAAGCUGUCGGGAUCGCCUCCGGAAAAAAUUGCCUACGCUUGGGAAGACGUCAAGGCCAUGUUCAACGGUGGAACUCGGAAACGCUACAUCCUAUCAACCGCUCGCAAAUACAGCGCUGCUGCCGCGGCCCCAGAUCCUUCAUCCGCUCUACUAGAUCCGGGCAAAGAGCCCGUCACAUCAACCAUAUGCGACCUGUCCACUGCGGCGGCAACCGCUGUAGUCACCAAGCAAGAAGCUCCCGACACGUCGGAAUCGCAUCUCAACAGCGAUAGCUGCAGUAGCAGUACCAGCCCGUUUGCUCACAUCCCGCAUCUGCUGUCGCAGCCGAGCGCAGCCAUUUCCAGCUCUUCGGCCAAUCCGGUGGCUCCAUCGAACGCAGCGGCAGUCGUCGCAGCCAAUUCCGCAGCGGCAGCCGCCAGCUUCGGCUUCAAACUGUCCUGCCUGCAACCGUUUGCGUUCAACGGAAUCGGUCACUUCCCCGGUAUGGUACCGAGCUCGGCCGGCUAUCUGGUCCCACUGCUUCGUCCAACCAACCCGAAGAGCAUCUCGGCGGCGGCCAUGUCCGCCUUCAAACCCGUGGUCAAGGCUAAGAAGAGGUAUAUUCUCCGAUUAUGUCACCGACAUGAUGAUUGGUCACGAACGUCAAGAUACUUCGCAUUGUGUGGGGUGCAUACUUGGUCUAUCUUCGGUUUUAUAUUUGGGGACUGGGCAGAAAUUGAGCGUACAAUUUUCUAACCUCUAAAUCGAUCACGAACCGACAGUUUGCUAUUGUUUCAUAAAUUUUCCAGGCAAUUGCCUUUUCCCCAUUUCAGCAGUUCCGAACAGAAGACAUCGAAACGAAAAAGCAUUUUUGUCAUAAUCUGAAUGCGUGCUUGUGAGUGUGUGUGUGUGUGUCAUCUAUGGCACUUUAUCCGGUAUUCUAUACUCGACAUUAUGUAGGCAAACGAGGACAUCCUAUGACAAAAGCAUUUUUUGCUUGCCUAACGUUAACAUCGGAGACAAUGAAACCUACCUUCCGCACCGAAAACAGACUGCUGCGGCAAAUUUCCAUUUUCCUUCGGUGAUUUUCAAACUUGAUGGGGUUGUGUUUGAUGUUUGAUUGGUUCGUAAAAAAAUCAUUAUUUAAAAAAAAAUUAAAAUGUCUCUUUUCUCAGC
Messenger RNA from Ochlerotatus camptorhynchus, 1987 nucleotides. It is a transcript of the gene fuss, whose product is annotated as fussel. Gene Ontology annotation, cellular component: transcription regulator complex; nucleus. The coding region runs from base 512 to 1567 and encodes 351 amino acids. The record is from RefSeq and is a predicted model, not a curated record. Gene Ontology annotation, molecular function: RNA polymerase II cis-regulatory region sequence-specific DNA binding; DNA-binding transcription factor activity, RNA polymerase II-specific; SMAD binding. NCBI's taxonomy places the organism in Eukaryota, Metazoa, Arthropoda, Insecta, Diptera, Culicidae. The transcript has a single exon. Gene Ontology annotation, biological process: negative regulation of transcription by RNA polymerase II; negative regulation of BMP signaling pathway.